GACGGUUGUUUUCCCGGGUGGGGAGGUCUCCGGACUCCUUUCCCUCCGUCCGUCCCUCCGUGGGUCCGCCCGUCCGUCCCCCCGCCCGCCCGCCGACCACCCGGAGAAUUUAUGGAUCGCAGCUCGAAGCGGAGGCAAGUGAAGACCCUGGCAGCCUCCCUGCUAGAAGCUCUAGAUUAUGAUAGUUCCGAUGACAGUGAUUUUAAAGUUGGAGAUGCUUCAGAUUCCGACGGCAGCGGGAACGGCAGCGACGACCCUUCGAAGGACAGCAGCGAGGGCUCCGCCGAAGACAACCCCGUAGAGGAGGAGCGCGGCGAGGAGGCCCGGGAGGAGGACCAGGAGGAGGCGGAGGAGGAGGAGGAGGAGGAGGAGGAGCGGGAACGGCAGCCGCCGUUGAGGCGCGAGGAGGAGGAGGAGGAGGCGGCGGCGGCGGCGGAGGAGGAGGAGGAGGAGGAGGAGGCGAGGGAGGCCGGGGAGGUGGGCGGCGGGCGGGGAGAGGAGGACGGCCAAGAGAAGCCCAAGAGGAAGAAGGAGAAGGAGCGGGCGGCGCCCGGCGAGGCGGCGCCCGGCGGCCCGGCCCCUGAGGACCAGGCCCACGAGCCCAAGAAGUGGAACCUGCGGCGCAACCGGCCCCUGCUGGACUUCGUGUCCAUGGAGGAGCUGAACGACAUGGACGACUACGACAGCGAAGACGACAACGACUGGCGGCCCGCGGCGGCCCGGCGCAAGGGGCGGGCGGCCGCCCAGCGGCAGGGCGCCGACGGGGACGGCCGCGACGAGGGCGAAGACGACGACGACGAGGAGGACGAGGACGACGACGACGACCCCCGCGACCCCCGCAACGGCGGCGGCCCCCCGGCCGGACGCAGGAAGAAGGCCAAGGCGCCCGGGGGGAACGGUGCGGACGACGAGGAACUGACCAAUGAUAGCCUGGCCCUGUCCCACAGCAAGAGUAACGAGGACUCGCUGAUUCUUGAGAAGAGUCAGAACUGGAGCGCCCAGAAAAUGGACCACAUCCUCAUCUGCUGCGUUUGUCUGGGCGACAACAGCGAAGACGCCGACGAGAUCAUCCAGUGCGACAACUGCGGGAUCACCGUUCACGAAGGCUGCUACGGCGUGGACGGCGAGAGCGACUCCAUCAUGAGCUCGGCCUCGGAGAACUCCACGGAGCCCUGGUUCUGCGACGCCUGCAAGUGUGGCGUCUCCCCCAGCUGCGAGCUCUGCCCCAACCAGGACGGCAUCUUCAAGGAGACCGACGCCGGCAGGUGGGUUCACAUCGUCUGUGCCCUCUACGUGCCCGGCGUGGCCUUCGGGGACAUUGACAAGCUGCGCCCCGUCACCCUCACCGAGAUGAACUACUCCAAGUACGGAGCCAAGGAAUGCAGCUUCUGCGAGGACGCGCGCUUCGCGCGGACGGGCGUCUGCAUCAGCUGCGACGCCGGCAUGUGCCGAGCCUAUUUCCACGUCACCUGCGCCCAGAAGGAGGGGCUGCUCUCCGAAGCCGCCGCCGAAGAGGACAUCGCGGACCCGUUCUUUGCGUACUGCAAGCAGCACGCGGACCGGCUGGACAGGAAGUGGAAGCGCAAGAACUACCUGGCCCUGCAGUCCUACUGCAAGAUGUCACUGCAGGAGCGGGAGAAGCAGCUGUCCCCGGAAGCCCAGGCCCGGAUCAACGCCAGGCUGCAGCAGUACCGAGCCAAGGCGGAAGUGGCGCGGUGCAGCCGGCCCCAGGCCUGGGUGCCCCGCGAGAAGCUGCCCAGGCCCCUGACCAGCAGUGCCUCGGCCAUCCGCAAGCUCAUGCGCAAGGCGGAGCUCAUGGGCAUCAGCACGGACAUCUUCCCCGUGGACACCUCCGACACCAGCUCCAGCGUGGACGGCCGCAGGAAGCACAAGCAGCCCGCCCUCACCGCCGACUUCGUCAAUUACUACUUCGAGAGGAACAUGCGCAUGAUGCAAAUCCAGGAAAAUAUGGCCGAGCAGAAGAAUAUCAAAGAUAAACUGGAAAAUGAACAAGAAAAGCUUCACGUGGAGUACAAUAAGCUGUGCGAGUCCCUGGAGGAGCUGCAGAACCUGAACGGGAAGCUUCGCCACGAAGGCCAGGGCAUGUGGUCCCUCCUGGGCCGGAUUGCCGGGCAGAAGUUGAACGUGCCGGCCAUCCUGCGAGCGCCCAAGGAGAAAAAGCCCAGUAAAAAGGAAGGAGGCGUCCAGAAGACCUCGGCGCUCCCGGCCGUCCUCUACAGCUGCGGGAUCUGUAAGAAGAACCACGACCAGCAUCUCCUCCUGCUCUGCGACACCUGCAAGCUCCACUACCACCUGGGCUGCCUGGAUCCGCCCCUCACCCGCAUGCCCCGCAAGACCAAGAACAGCUACUGGCAAUGCUCCGAGUGCGACCAGGCGGGAAGCAGCGACCUGGAGACGGACGUCGCCAUGGAAACCCUCCCCGACGGGACCAAGCGAUCCAGGAGGCAGAUCAAGGAACCGGUCAAGUUCGUCCCCCAGGACGUGCAGCCGGAACCCAAGAAGAUCCCCAUCCGCAACACGAGAACCAGGGGGCGAAAACGAAGCUUCGUUCCUGAGGAAGAGAAACCCGAGGAGCGGGUUCCUAGGGAGAGAAGACAGAGGCAGUCGGUGCUCCAAAAGAAGCCCAAGGCCGAGGAUUUGAGAACUGAAUGUGCCACCUGUAAGGGAACCGGAGACAACGAAAACCUAGUCAGGUGCGAUGAAUGUCGACUCUGCUAUCAUUUCGGCUGCCUGGACCCUCCCUUGAAAAAGUCUCCCAAACAAACAGGCUACGGCUGGAUCUGCCAGGAGUGCGACUCCUCAUCCUCCAAAAUGGAUGUGUCCAGAAAGAUCACCUAUCUCGCCGCGGACCCCUCGCCCACGUCCUGCCUCUGGCCUGGAAAUUUCUCUCUCUUCAGAUCCGACAGACAAUGACU
Molecule: messenger RNA, 2936 nt
Organism: Tachyglossus aculeatus (Australian echidna)
Lineage: Eukaryota; Metazoa; Chordata; Mammalia; Monotremata; Tachyglossidae
Gene: PHF14
Product: PHD finger protein 14
Exons: 20
Coding region: 112-2934 (940 amino acids)
Biological process (GO): regulation of transcription by RNA polymerase II
Source: RefSeq, a predicted model, not a curated record